This is a messenger RNA of Dryobates pubescens (Downy woodpecker), 834 nucleotides long. RefSeq names its product calmodulin like 4 (gene CALML4). Gene Ontology annotation, molecular function: calcium ion binding. The transcript has 5 exons. Bases 173 to 634 code for a protein of 153 amino acids. Gene Ontology annotation, cellular component: myosin II complex. The record is from RefSeq and is a predicted model, not a curated record. NCBI's taxonomy places the organism in Eukaryota, Metazoa, Chordata, Aves, Piciformes, Picidae.
UCCAGCCCUGGCAGGGAUCAGGUCUGGUAGCCAUGGCAGCGGGGUAUUUAUUACAGCCUGGCCACGCUCCACCCCACGCUGCAGGACUUUAGCCCUUAAUCGAGAAGAAAAGUAGCUCCAGACACCUUCCAACCCAACCAGCAGCACCAAGCACCAGGAAGGCCCCAAAACAAUGGCAAAAUUUCUGUCCCAGGAUCAAAUUAAUGAGUUCAAGGAAUGUUUCUCCCUCUACGACAAGAAACAAAAAGGGAAGAUCAAAGCCUCUGACCUGAUGGUAGUGAUGAGGUGCCUGGGAGCCAGCCCAACGCCAGGAGAGGUGCAGAGGCACCUGCACUUGCACAAGAUCGACAGGAAUGCAGAGUUGGAUUUCUCCACGUUCCUCAACAUCAUGUACAGGCAGAUGAAGCAGGAGGAGCCCGAGAGCGAGAUCCUCACGGCGUUGUCCAUGAUAGACAGGCAGAAGGAAGGUGUCAUCGCGGUUUCCGAGCUGAGAGCUAAACUCACCAGACUAGGAGAAAAGCUUUCUGAGGAAGAAGUUGAUGACCUGCUGAAAGAAGCCAAAGUGGGACCAAAGGGAACGAUCAAAUAUGAAGAGUUUGUCCGCAGCAUUUGUCUUCCUCCUGCUGACUACUAAGAUUCGACCCAAGAGAUUUGGUAGGAGCAGGACUUGAAACUUUGACUUGUUUUCCCUGCUUGCCACUCAUACUCAUGGAAAUCAUCGUUUGCCUUCAAAAAGCCUUAAUUUUGCCUUCCUACACCAUGGUUAUGCAGGUGCUCACCUCGCGUCUGGAGAACCGCUGCCACAGAACUUGAGCUCUCUGUUAAUUCAAUAAA